Molecule: messenger RNA, 1828 nt
Organism: Oppia nitens
Lineage: Eukaryota; Metazoa; Arthropoda; Arachnida; Sarcoptiformes; Oppiidae
Product: tubulin monoglutamylase TTLL4-like
Exons: 6
Coding region: 6-1763 (585 amino acids)
Biological process (GO): protein polyglutamylation; microtubule cytoskeleton organization
Cellular component (GO): cilium
Molecular function (GO): tubulin-glutamic acid ligase activity; tubulin binding
Source: RefSeq, a predicted model, not a curated record
UUGCUAUGAUUGCCAAUAAUAGCAAUGAAAAUGAGAUAAUUGAUGACAAUUACGACCAAUUGAUUCAUAAAGUGAUAAAUUAUUCAAUUAAUGGAUGCAAUCAAUCAUUUGAUUAUUGCUUUCCACGUCUUUACGAUUCAAAUGAUGAUCCACUGGUUCUUCAGCCGUCACUCUUUCCAAUGGUUUGGCCGACCAUUUACUUCACUCUCGAGGAAGAGUCACUUUCUUCAGUGCCAAACAAACUAAGACUUUAUCUCAGAUGGAAAUUAUCGUCGAUAACUGCCAAUACAAUGAAGACAGUUGUGGCUAAAUCGGGUUAUCGUUUUUUAAGAGACAAGAACAAGAAGGUCUACAAGAAUUGGAGUGCCAUUUGGUGUAAACACAUGAAGAGURUCGACUUUAAAGCGAUCAAAAUUUAUCAGAAAGUAAAUCACUUUCCGGGAAGUUUUCAUUUCGGUAGAAAAGACAAAUUGUGGCACAAUUUACGUACAAUGGCUUACAAACAUGGAUUUGAUGUUUUUGGUGACUUUCAUCCACAGACUUUCAUUUUGCCUCACGAUUUGAAUGGUCUUAAAGAGUAUUGGCUUAAUUGUAUGAAUUGUAAUGAAGAAGUUGCUUUCAUAAUGAAACCGCCGGCAUCUGCGAGAGGUCAGGGCAUCAAAAUAAUUACCAAAUAUAGUGAAAUACCAAAGGCUUCCAGAGUUAAAACAAAGACAAAUUGCAAGACAUCGGUUGUUAUUCAAAAAUAUAUCACUAAUCCAUGUCUACUAUACAACGAAAAGAAGUUUGAUUUAAGAGUUUAUGUAUUGAUUACAUCAAUAGUUCCUCUUAGAGUUUAUAUCUAUGACGAUGGACUCGUGAGGUUUGCAUCUCAUCAAUAUUCCAAUGAUAUUGAAAGCCAUGUCGACAAUCAGUUUAUGCAUUUAACUAAUUAUAGCGUUAAUAAAAAUCAUUUGAAUUAUGUCCUCAAUCAGGACAUCAAUGGCCAAACCGGUAACAAAUGGACACUUAAGACUUUAUGGCGAUAUCUAAGUCAUUCCUGUAAAGAUGUUGAUGUCGACAAAAUACUUAAUUCCAUUGAAGAUAUGAUUAUUAAGACAAUUCUUAGUUGUGAACAAUAUAUUUGCAAAUUAGUUGAACAGAAUGUUAAGUGUCGGUACUCUUGUUUUGAACUUUUGGGUUUUGAUAUUAUGUUAGACAAUACAUACAAACCAUGGCUUAUUGAAGUCAAUAUAUCUCCUAGUCUUCGCUCCGAUUCACCACUGGAUAGUGCUGUCAAAUCUCAGUUAAUUAAGGAUAUGCUUAACAUAAUCGGACACCAAAUUCCUCCGAGUUUUAAAAAUAUAGAGACUUUUGCUGACUUUAUUUGUUACAAUCGUCACUAUUAUUCCACCACUUUUAAUGAUGAAGAAAAAAUUAAACAUCAAAAGUAUGAAAACUCGGAAACAGAAAAUUGUGAUAUUUUACAUAAUUUGACGAAUGAAGACAUAAGACUACUAAUUGAAUCUGAAGAUGAACUCUCACGAGUCGGUCAUUUCAAACGUGUUUUUCCUUCUGCUAAUAGUUACCAAUAUAUUAAAUAUUUUGAUUCACUUUCCUAUCAGAAUAUUCUGAUGAAUUCAUGGGAACAACAAUAUUAUGAUAACAGAGAAAAAGGUAUUGAAUUAUUAAGAAGUUUGAUCUGGAAUAAACAUCACAUGUUUUAUGAUAAUCUGGAAUUGAUCAACAAAUUUCGGCAUACAUUUCAACUAAAUGAUGAAUAACAUCUAUGAAAAAUGAUAUAUUAAUUUAUUUAUUAACUUAUAGUUAGUUAGGAAAUAAUAAAUAA